Molecule: messenger RNA, 586 nt
Organism: Botrytis byssoidea
Lineage: Eukaryota; Fungi; Ascomycota; Leotiomycetes; Helotiales; Sclerotiniaceae
Exons: 2
Coding region: 1-306 (101 amino acids)
Cellular component (GO): cytosol
Molecular function (GO): hydroxypyruvate reductase [NAD(P)H] activity; NAD binding; glyoxylate reductase (NADPH) activity
Source: RefSeq, a predicted model, not a curated record
AUGAAGGACGGAGUCAUUCUGAUUAAUACUUCGCGUGGGCCUAUAAUUGAUAAGCAAGCUUUGAUCGACGCCCUCGAGUCUGGUAAACUAUACAUCGCUGGUCUGGGUGUUUUUGAGAAUGAGCCUCAAGUACAUCCCAAGCUACUAGCAAAUGAGAAUGCUGUCCUGACUACGCACAUGGCUACUGGCACUGUCGAAACAAUUCACAAAUCAGAAGCCCUUGCUAUGUCUAUUGUUCGGCACGCACUUCAGCAUGGAAAUUUAUUGACCCAAGUCCGUGAACAACGAGCUGAACAAACCCCUUGAGUCUGUGAAAAUAUUUGGUGGCUUGCAGCUGAUUGCCGUAUGAGAAAAGCUUGAAUAUCGGCACAGCUAUUAAUUAUUAGUGGUUUCUUCGUAUUUUUUGCAAGGUAAAAACAAACAAGGUAGUCGAAUGAAGAAAUGACUUCCAACAAAAGUGCAUGAUACGAGGCUCUGUGCAGUUUGUAAGACCAUAAUUAUUCAGGCUGAAUUGACGCACCUGCAAAAGAACCAAUUUCUCUGACAAAUGGUAACCACCUAUGGUAGUAUUCAAUGUUGCUUAUUC